Messenger RNA from Meira miltonrushii, 1033 nucleotides. RefSeq lists its product as uncharacterized. The coding region runs from base 56 to 964 and encodes 302 amino acids. Gene Ontology annotation, molecular function: heme binding. The record is from RefSeq and is a predicted model, not a curated record. The transcript has a single exon. Lineage: Eukaryota; Fungi; Basidiomycota; Exobasidiomycetes; Exobasidiales; Brachybasidiaceae.
CAACACUUCCGUCUUUGUCUUUCCUUCCUUCUUCGAUCGGACAUUGAAAUUGAAGAUGGCUACGCUGGAUGUGCCAUCAUCACCAUCGGAUACCAUACGACCACAAAGAAGGAGAGAUACCGACAGUUCAGGUAUAAGUGAAGAUGAUGUGGCAGCAUUACGUUCAGCCGAUAUAGAUAUAGAUGGCAGCAAUCAUGACACGACAAAGACAUCACUACCUUCUUUCUCGAUAGACCCUUCUGAAUCUUCAUCGAAACCGCAGUCCUCUGCACCAUCCAACUCUGCUGCUCCAAAGGGAAGAGGCAUCACUAUGUCAUCGCUAAGGAGCCUACUUGGAGUCCCCGCCACCCCGGCCACUGCUGCAACUUCCUCAUCAGCAGCAUCCUCAUCUUCUAACGGUUCCCUUGCUACUCCUUUAAGGCCAGCAGUAAAAUCAAAUGGAGCAGGUUUACUAGGAGUACCACCAAGCACCACCGCAAGAACUGCACCUCCUGGCAUUGGAGGUGCAUCAGGUGCAUCUCUCACACCAGGCAGGAUAAAUGUUACAGAUGGAGAAGAUGGAAGGACUCUCUUGACGAGUGAGAUUGCUCCUAAGCGUAAAAAGGUUGUCCUCGAGCCUGGUUGUAGUGCACUGGACUGGGCAAGAACGAAACAGGAGAUUCUCGCUAAACGAAUGCAAGCCGGACCGCAAAGUAUGGCAAUGAAGAGGAUCACAAAGGAAGAACUGAAAAAGCAUAAUACACGAGAGGAUGCUUGGUCGGCAUUCCAAGGAAAGGUGUAUGAUCUAACGCCUUAUCUCAAAUUUCAUCCUGGAGGUAAACAAGAAUUGAUGAGAGUAGCAGGACGUGAUGGUACGCGAUUAUUCAGUGAGUGUGUAGUGACAGAAGAUAUACAAAAAAUUCUCUCUGACAGUUAUCUCCUCAUUCAGUGCUUACACAUUCUUGGGUUAAUAUUGACGCAAUGAUUGAUGUAUGUUGUGUUGGAGUUCUCGUUUCGGAAUAAAAUGAUCGGAUUGUAUUUGUAUUCUACUGCA